This is a messenger RNA of Prunus armeniaca (apricot), 231 nucleotides long. The record is from the annotation of a GenBank genome assembly. Lineage: Eukaryota; Viridiplantae; Streptophyta; Magnoliopsida; Rosales; Rosaceae.
AUGUAUGGCAUCCCUUUAAAGUGUGACAAUUGCGGUGAAGAAAGGCAUAAUCGAAUUAGUUGUAAGGAACCUAGAAAUCCCAACAUAAAGCCUACUAGAAAGAGGAAAGUUGCCAAGGAAAAACUUCUGGUAAGAAGGAGAGAUGGUGGAGAUCAAAGUAGCGGACAACAAAGUAUGCAACUAAGGCAAAGGAAACAAGCAAGUGCUUCCCAAGGGCCUUCUCAAUCCUAG